This is a messenger RNA of Ipomoea triloba (trilobed morning glory), 891 nucleotides long. RefSeq lists its product as uncharacterized. The transcript is spliced from 5 exons. The record is from RefSeq and is a predicted model, not a curated record. Lineage: Eukaryota; Viridiplantae; Streptophyta; Magnoliopsida; Solanales; Convolvulaceae. The coding region runs from base 1 to 891 and encodes 296 amino acids.
AUGAUCCAUCCUAAUGGAUAUGCUUGGAAGAAUGUGCCUAAUGAGUACAAGGAUUUAUACUUUGAGGAAUUUAAGAAAUUUUACAAGUGGGAUGAGUCUAUUGAAGCUCAAGUUCGCAAAACUUUUUUAGCACAAGCAGGCCUACGCUAUGCAGAUAUGCUCUCCAAAUUCAAGACCAAACGGACUUCAACUGGGAGGCCAGAUUGUGUAGCUGAAGAAACAUGGGCCAUUUGGGAAGCAUAUUGGGAUAGGCCUGACGUGAAAGUGAAAUCUGAACAACAGCGAAAAAAUAGGAUGAGUGAGGUGGAAGGACCUGGUACGGGAUGUUCUAAACAUACCGGAGGGUCUAGAUCAGCUAUCGAGCACUAUCACAAAUUGCGAGAAGAACUUCAAAAAGAGCCUAAUCUGUUUGAGUGCUUUGCCCAAAUGCACAAAAAGAAAGAUGGUAUGUUUGUUGACGAGAGGUCAAAGAGAAUUGCUGAAGAAGUACAAGCACGCCAUGAUAUUGCAACGCAAGAAGCUGAAGAUUCAACUGAGUCACCAAAUAUAAACAUGUCACAGUUUUGUGGUUUAUCUGCUACCUCACAACUUCAUCAAGAUGCAAUGGAAGAUAUGAUGAAUCAACAGUUAGAGACCAUGCGAGCUGAUAUGGAGGCUAAAUUACAAGCUGAGAUGGAUGCUAAACUACAAGCUGAAAGAAAUCAAAUGCAGACUCAAAUGGAGGCUCAAAUGCAAACUCAAAUACAGACUCAAAUACAAGCUCAGAUUACAAGUUUGAUGGAUGAGUUGCGUCGCAAUGGGAUUCUAUCCACUUCUAUGCCACUACCUCAAAAUACUCAGCAAGCUGAAAAUUCUGUUAAUUCAAAUGAUGAAAACCUAGGAGAUGAUUAG